AUGGCCUCCCGCCCGCGGCUCCCGCCGCAGCCCUCGGCCUCGAAGACUCAGGACCUUGCCGGGGGCGUGCCUGUGCGGGGCCGCCCGGCUCCCCGCGCCGGUUCCGCCCGCUGCACGCCCCACCCCCGCCCCCGACGCCGCUGUGGGGCCGCCGACCACGCCCCCUCCGCCCCCCCGCCGCCCCCGCCGCCCCCGCCGCCCCCAGUCCCGAGCCAGCCCUAUCUGGUGCCAAGCGACUGGGGAGGCGUCGUGGACGAGCGCCAGCUGGAUGCCCACCUGACGCAGGCCCUGGGCCGCGAGGCGCGCCUGUGGCAGGGCGGCCAAAUCCAGGUACCGGUCCCCGCGUCGGGCCUUCCUGGGAGCGUGUUCAUCCCCGUCCUCACGCGCACACGGUUCGCGGCCGGGUCCACUUGCACCCGCGCUCAGCAGGUGGAGAUGUGCAAAGCCUUCGAGGGAGUCGUGUUGUGGCUCCUGAGAGUUGAGAAUAUCUUUGGCUUCUCCCAGACCACUUUUAACCUGGCUCUCACUAUCUUCAGCCGCUUCAUACUUUCAGUAAAGGUAAAAAGGCGUUUAUUCCAUUGUGUCACAAUUACUUCCCUGAGACUUGCUGCCAAAGUUAAUGAAGAAGAGGAGGUAUGGGUCCCUGGAAGUUCAUUCCAGGCUACUUUUGAGGGAUAUGGGUGUAUAACACUGGAAGUUUCCUGUAGGGUCUGUGCCCUUGGGAAUGCGCAUCCUGGAAAAGUCAUUACCUUUCCAGGAUCUCAACUGUCCCUUCCUUAGGCUCGUCAGAUGCUGGGACCCCACAAAUGGGGAAUUAGAAGAGCUGAAUUCUCCUGGUCCAGCAAACCCAGAGGGCUUACCUCCUGGCAGAUUUAUCUUGCCUCAUGGGUUGAUGCAGGAUGCCACUUCCCACUUAGCAGAAGAAAAAGGCCAUAUGGCCAAAGCAUAUGGCCAAAUGGCCACCCCCAGACACUACACCUAAGAAAGCUGCUUAAGGACUUGGCUGUGUCCCUGGUUUUCAGGGACUAUGGGACCAUUCUCCCAGAAGGCCAGGAGGGCCAUGUGCAGUGGGUGGAGAAGAAGCCCCCAGAAAGGCUUCACCUUGCUUGAACUUCUGUUUCACUGUGGCUUCUGUUCAGGAGAGAAUCCUGAACUUUCUGAGGCCUCUGUCUCUCCCUCCCUCCAACUUCUCCUCCUUUGGGGAUAUGGAACCCCUGCUAUUUCUACAAGGUCUCACCCUGAGAUUGGCCAAUCUCAGGGUCUAAGCAGGCAGAAAGAGUCUCCUGUGUGUCCAGUUCCAAAUCUUUGGGAAAAAAAAUUUAAAUCCUGUUUGUUAGAAUAUAAUGUAAGCCUCCCCCCAAGAUGUUUUGUCCAACUAAAAAUCAAGUAAAUAACCUUUAUAAAAGAACUGUUCCUAGAGGUUGUAGUAAGAUUUUGUUAAUUGAAAAAAAAAAAGUAGGACGAAGUCUUUGAUGCACUUGGUACUUGAAUGUUUAUUCACAGACAAACUUUUGUAGUCUAUGUGGAAAAAAGUCAGUUUUUCUGGGACUGACCUGCCUUCAAUAAAGGCAGAAAGGAAUGUGUUUGUACCUAUGGUGUUGCCAAAACCCUGCGAGGUUUUAUCAGCGUCUCUUUCUCAUAGAGAGAAAGGCAUACCCUCUAUGACAAGGAAUUACGGUAGGUCUGGAGAUGGAGAAUGGGUUGAGGCCACAGCUGGAAAGCUUUGAGUGCGUUCUUGCAGCUGAAUGGGGGAGACAGCACAGCCCCAGCCUGCAAGGCACCUUCGGGUAUGAGCUGGAAUGCAGUUGGGGAUCAAGACCUGUUGGCAGCAGGCGGCCAUGUGAUAGUCACUACACAUUGUCCCAACGACCUGGGGACUUGACAGAUAGCCAAGAUCUGGUUUGGUUUUUCUUCUGGAAGCAUUUUUCUGUGGUGGGUCACUGGCAGACCACUCUCCUAGGGUCAUGGAUGCCCAAUCCCCAAGGAAAGGAAAACAAAAGCUACCAUGACAUGGUGUAGGGC
Messenger RNA from Sus scrofa (pig), 2022 nucleotides. The record is from RefSeq and is a predicted model, not a curated record. NCBI's taxonomy places the organism in Eukaryota, Metazoa, Chordata, Mammalia, Artiodactyla, Suidae.